AUGCCGCGCCGCUCGCCCGUGGCCGCCUGGCUGCCGUGGCUCGCGCUGCUGGGCCCCGCGGCCGCCGCCGCCGCUUGGGAGCUGCACGUCGACGAAGCCGCCGCCGGGGCCCCGCUGCUGGACGUGUCCGUGGGGCCCGGGUGGCUCUACGCGCUGGACGAGGCUCGCACGCCGCGCGCGCUGAGGGAAGCCGUGGAGGUGACGCCCGGCGGGCUGCUGAGGAGGACCGCGGUGCCCGCGCGGUGCGGCGGCGACGGCGGGGCGCCCAACCCGCUGCCUCUGCGCCUGCGCUUGGUUUCCCGCGCAGGCGGCGUUUCCCUCACGCUGCGACUGGCGGCCUACCUGCACGGGCCCGGCUGCCUCAGUGGCCGACGGGCGGGAGCCCCCGCGCACCUGUCCCUCCCCGACGCGGACCCCGCGCUGAGGCGGAGGCUGCGCGGCCGGCCUCGCUGCCCCGCCGCCCCGGAGCCUCAGGAGGGGACAGAGGAAGAGGAGACGCCGCUCCUGGAGGCGCUGCGGGCCUUGACGAGUUUCCCGCGCUGCCGGUGCCUCGACGGACCUCCCCUCAGAAGCCCUGAGGGAAAAGGCGGGAAAAGCCUCAGGCUUCUUUGUCACGUGACCAGGGCCCCCGGGGAGGUCCUGGUCGAGUUUGGUGGGCGCCAUUUUGAGGGAAGGGAGUGGGCAGCAGGUGGGCAGCACAGGUUGGGUAGGAAGAGGCGGGCGGCCUCUCAGGAAUGGCAAAUGGGGAGGGAGGGCGGCCGGGGUUCUUGGCCCCGGGGUGCGCCAUCACCGCCACAACGGACGCUGAGGAGCGCCAACUACCCUCCGCAGUUCAAGCUGCCCAACUACCAGGUGUCCAUUGCGGAGAACCAGCCGGCGGGCACGGCCGUCAUCACCUUGGAAGCCCACGACCCGGAUGAGGGUGAGGCGGGCCGCCUGACAUACUCCAUGGAAGCGUUCUUCGACAAGCGCUCCGAUGACUACUUCGCCAUUGAUGCCGACACGGGCAUGGUGGUCACCACCCGCAGCCUGGACCGCGAGACGAAGGACACCCACGUGCUUCAAGUGAUUGCGGCGGACCACGGCGUGCCGCGGCACCGCUCGGCCGUCACCUUCCUGACAGUGACGGUGAGUGACACCAACGACCACGGCCCAGUGUUCGAGCAGCCGGAGUACCGGGAGAACAUUCGGGAGAACCUGGAGGUGGGCUACGAGGUGCUGACGAUUCGCGCGACGGACGAGGAUGCCCCGGACAACGCUAAUCUGCUCUAUCGUAUCCUGGAACCGGGUGCUGGGGAGGGAGUCUUUGAGAUUGACCCUCACUCUGGUGUCGUGAGGACCUGUGCCCCUGUGGACCGAGAGGAGGUCUCUGAAUAUCAUCUUGUGGUCGAAGCCAACGACCAAGGUAAAGAGCCCGGUCCUCGAAGCGCCACAGUCACGGUGCAUAUCACAGUCGAGGACGAGAAUGACAACUCGCCGCAGUUUAGCGAGAAACGCUACUUGGUGCAAAUCCCAGAGGACGCCCCGGUAAAUAGCCAAGUGCUGCAGGUGCAAGCUACAGACCGAGACCGCGGGAACAACGCCCAGGUGCACUACAGCAUCGUGAGCGGGAACCUCAAGGGACAGUUUUACAUCCAUUCUUUUUCCGGUUCCAUUGACUUGAUCAACCCCCUGGACUACGAGACUAUCCGAGAAUACACACUGAGGAUCAAGGCCCAGGAUGCCGGGCGGCCUCCACAGAUAAAUUCUAGUGGGAUGGUGUCCAUUCAAGUUCUGGACGUCAAUGAUAAUGCCCCCAUUUUUGUAAGCACCCCUUUUCAAGCCACUGUGCUAGAGAACGUCCCUCUGGGUUACUCAGUGUUACACAUUCAGGCAGUAGAUGCUGACUCUGGGGAUAAUGCCCGCUUGGAAUACAAACUCAUUGAGCUGCCUCACCCUUCUGCACCGGUGUCUCCAGGUGGGGACAUGGGCUUCCCAUUCCAGAUCAACAAUAGCACCGGGUGGAUUACAGUGUCAGCUGAGCUUGACCGGGAGACUGUCGAGAACUACCACUUUGGGGUGGAGGCCAGGGACAAUGGCGUCCCUGUCAUGACUUCCUCAGCCAGUGUGUCCAUCACCGUCCUCGAUGUCAAUGAUAACAGCCCUACUUUCACUGAAAAAGUUUACCAGCUCAGGCUUAAUGAGGACGCAACAGUAGGCAGCAGUGUCUUGACACUGACAGCGGUGGACAAGGAUGUCAACAGUGUGGUGACCUACCAGAUCACUAGUGGCAACACAAGGAACCGCUUUGCUAUCACUAGUCAGAGUGCAGGUGGGCUGAUCACUCUGGCCUUGCCGCUGGAUUACAAGCAAGAGAGGCAGUAUGUGCUGACUGUCACUGCUUCCGAUGGAACUCUAUUUGACACUGUCCAAGUCUUCAUCAAUGUCACAGAUGCCAACACGCACCGACCAGUUUUCCAAAGUUCCCACUAUACUGUGAGUGUCAGUGAAGACAAGCCCAUUGGCACACCCAUUGUAACUAUCAGUGCCACUGAUGAGGAUACUGGGGAGAAUGCUAGGAUCACUUACAUCCUGGAGGAUAACAUCCCUCAAUUUCGCAUCGACCCUGACACGGGCACAAUCACAACUUUGAUGGAGCUAGACUAUGAGGACCAAGCCUCUUACACACUGGCCAUCACAGCCCAGGACAACGGGAUCCCUCAGAAAUCUGACACCACUUAUGUGGAGAUCCUCAUUUUGGAUUCGAAUGACAAUACGCCCCGUUUCCUUCGUGACCGCUACCAGGGUGCUGUCUUCGAAGAUGUGCCCCUCUCCACCAGUGUCUUGCAGGUGUCUGCCACUGACCGUGACUCUGGCCCUAAUGGCCGAAUCCUUUAUACCUUCCAGGGUGGUGAUGAUGGUGAUGGUGAUUUUUACAUUGAGGCCACAUCAGGGGUGAUACGGACACUGCGCAAGCUAGACCGCGAAAAUGUGGCUGUCUACAGCCUGAGGGCUUUUGCUGUGGAUAGGGGCAGCCCACCCCUCAAAGCCUCUGUGGAUAUCCAGGUUACUGUGCUGGAUAUCAACGAUAAUCCACCUGUAUUUCAGCAAGAUGAAUUUGACAUUUUUGUGGAGGAGAAUAGCCCAGUGGGUUCCAUUGUAGCCCGAAUCAGUGCUGUAGACCCCGAUGAGGGAACCAAUGCACAAAUCAUGUAUCAGAUCGUGGAAGGGAACAUCCCUGAGGUCUUCCAGCUUGACCUUCUUAAUGGUGAUCUCACAGCCCUGAUGGAUCUAGAUUAUGAGAGCCAGACAGAGUAUGUAAUUGUGGUGCAAGCUACCUCAGCCCCACUUGUGAGCCGAGCUACCGUACACAUACGCCUUCAAGAUCAGAAUGACAACCCUCCUGUGCUGCAAGACUUCCAGAUCCUUUUCAACAACUAUGUCACCAAUAAAUCUAAUAGCUUCCCUUCUGGAGUGAUUGGCAAGAUCCCUGCUCAUGAUCCUGAUAUAUCGGACCAACUUGAUUACACCUUUGUCCAGGGCAAUGAGUUAAAUCUGCUGCUUUUGGACUCUGCUACUGGAGAACUUAAGCUUAGCCGUGACUUGGACAACAACAGACCCUUGGAAGCCAUAAUGAAAGUGUCGGUUUCAGGUAAGGAAUCAUGUUGUUUGUUUUUAAUUUUGGUUGACUACAGAUAGUAGCUACAAAUGGUGGCUGAAAGUUGUUUAGUGGCCAAAUAUGUUGGCAUAGGCAAGUGUGGACUUUGUGCCUGUUUGUGCCUCUUUGAUACCCUGAGACUUCUUUUGAGGGGGGAGGGUAAAUUUUUGGAGAGCAGCCAUGGAAACUUGAAAAGCUGUGUGCUUUGCCCUGACAUUACUUUGUAGUGGAAUUUAACCAAUCUUAUUUUGAUCCACAGAAACAUUUCUGUUUAGGAAGAAAACUUAAAUGUGUCUGCAUUCUUGCUGCUGGGUAGGAUUAAGCUAUUUGAAUGUUGAGCAUAAUACUGGUAAUUAAUUUAAACCUAGUUACAGUUUUUGAUAUAUGUUCAAGGCUGUAGUCAAAAGAAGGCUGUAGUUAAAUUAGUAGUAAGAGGAAGCUUCACCGACUUCUCUAACAAGAGAUGUCUGCCUGUGUUUGGAUAUUAUAUAUAUAUAUGAAGAUUAAUGUGUUUUAAGAUUAAUGUGUCUUAAUAUUGCAUAAAAAAUGUCUCUUACAUUGUAAAAUCACAGUGGGGUAUUACACAAAGAUAUGAAAAAUGUAUGAAUUUCUUUUGCAUUCUUAGCAUUUUAGUAGCCAAAUUUGUAAAUAUUAAUGGUCAUACUUAUUAUUAGUUGUCAAAAUACGAAAGCAAAACAGAAGACUCGCCAGAAUCAAUUCCUUUUGUACAUCUGUUGCCAUUCUUUCCAAACACAUCUUAGUAAGAGGAUAAUACUUCAAGGCCAAAUUCCAUAGCAUCCUGUUUGAUGAUUAACACAGCAGAUUCUGCUUAGCCAAAGUGAAUCUAAAUGCAUUUGCUAUAUUAGUGAGGAUUAGACUGGUGCUGCUGUGGGAACAAUGCACCACUAGAUCUGAAGCAGAGAAAAGAAGACGAUGGUUCACAUUCAGAAUUAAAUGGGCCUCUAGAAAUAUUCUGAGGCAAUAUUGGAUCUUGAAGGACAUUUUUUUGGAAGAGUAGUCUUGAUCGCCUGUUGCAGGAAAAUAAAGUGCAAUGGCACUUAAAAAGUUAACCAUACUUGUGCCAAGUUUAAGCACAUUUUGAUAUCUCUUUUUUCCAUGUGCAGCGAACACACUUCUGUUGAAAUAAAUGGGAUUUAAAAGUGCUUAAUCCAUGCUGGAUUGUGUCUUAAUACUUGUAUUUUUACAUAUGAUUUCAUGGGCAAGACCUGCUCCAUCAGUUGUAUUUGCUUCUGAGGCUUGUUACCAGCAGAUCAGUUUGAAGUUAUAGGUUUGAAUUGCAAUGGUUACACGAAAUUGGCUUUGAAUGUAGUUUCAGUAAAGUCUGCACUCUGAUCCAAGGUUAGGAGUUGGUAAGAAAUGGUAGAAGCGUUCUUAGAAAUGACAGAUGUGAUUACCAGGUGCAGGGGACAAAUGUCAGGAGAUGAUUAUCUCCUUCGCGCCGUGUUUAUGAGUUUCCUGGGGACAUCUGGCUGCUUAGUGUUAGGGAGAAAAUUGUCUUUGGUGUGAUUCAGCAAGGCAGUUUGUGUGCUGUUUAAAUAGCCAAGUAUAAUAUGCCUGUGUGUGUGUGUGUGUGUGUGUGUUCUAUAUGCUAGCAAGCAUUUAUUGUCUUAAAGUGCUAUGCUUUUAAAUGAUUCAGUGAUUUUGAUGAUAUGCUUACAAGUUGCAAAUUUUUAUUUGAAGGCUCAUUCCCUACAUUGGUAUUUUGAAUAACCCUUUAAAAAAGCUCCUGGACAAAAACUUGGCCCUUAAGCUCGGCUUUCAUUUUAAACUGUGGACUUAACUCUUUAUAAAUCGAAGCCCAUACUGUGCAUCAAUAAUGCAGUGCCUAGCCUUUUGCAGUCCCUCUCCACACUGUCUUUAUUGCAGGUCUCCUGGGCAGCUGCAACUCUUGUUGACCUUUUGAGACCCAUUGUGAACAGGAUCUUGUUAGUAAUGCUUUUCACUCCAGAUAGUCUUUUCACUUUUGGGAGAAAUGGCUUCAGCAUGUGCAAAUAACGUUUUGGGAGGUGUUUCUCUCUGGCUGCUUUGUCCUGGAACGUUACUCAAAUUAGUCUGGUUCUAUCAACACCUAAUUAGAAUGUAGCGCUUUGGGAUUGAAUGGCCAUACUGAGAUCAGUGGCACAAGUCACACCCAAAUUCAGUGUGCUCCUCAUAUUUGCUGGACUAGUGAAAGUGGUGCUAACAACCAUGCUAUAUUCCACUUGACAACUGACUUAGGUUUCAUGCCCAACUUUAGAAGUGACUAAUUGUGGUUAGCACGUAAUUGUUACUUCCCCGCUAGUUAAAGAUUUCCAGAGAUAAUACACUCCAUUCUCUGGGCUUGCAGUGGCUUAUAUUUGGGUGACAAUCACAGAGCCAUCAACAAGCUGAAUCAACUGAUAGAGAAAAGUAGCUUCUUAUCUAAUGUCAGAAGAUGAAGAGUAGGUCAUAAAACAAACCUCAGAUGCCUCUGCUUGGGGUAAUAAGACAGGAAGGAGCUGUUUAUUAGUGUUCACACUAUAAUAAUUCUGAAGAUUUCAGUGGGUGGACAGGAAGCAUAUCAUCUGGAUUCCCAUUGCUAUCCAAAGAAAGCUAAACAUGCUAAGGUUCCAACAUUAUCACUUAACUAUUGUACAGUGGUACCUCGGGUUACAUACGCUUCAGGUUACAUACGCUUCAGGUUACAGACUCCGCUAACCCAGAAAUAGUACCUCGGGUUAAGAACUUUGCUUCAGGAUGAGAACAGAAAUCGUGCUCUGGCGGCAUGGCGGCAGCAGCAGGCCCCAUUAGCUAAAGUGGUGCUUCAGGUUAAGAACAGUUUCAGGUUAAAAACGGACCUCCGUAACGAAUUAAGUACUUAACCCGAGGUACCACUGUACACAAAUCUAUUGAUCUCAAUGUAUUUGGCUUUCUCUGCUUGUAUCCAUAGGUUUGCCCCAUUGACCUAAACAUCUUCAUGCAGGCCCAAAACAAGGGCUAUGUCAGACAGGUUAAUUUUUACAUGGAAAACAUUCCCAUAUUGGGGGGUGGGGUGGAGCAUGAAGUCUUUGAUUAGGUGUGACCAUUGCGCGCGCGCACACACACACACACACACCUUUUUUUCUAAAUAUACAAAGGAUCUUUGUCCAAAUCAGGUAUCACAGUGCACAUAUGUAGAGUGGAACACACAAAGGUGUAUUUGCCUCAUCAGCUGUCCUUCAUGUUUACAAAAAUCAUGAGAUCCUGUCACCCUGAUCCCAGGGUUAGAAACUCACAUAUAAAAGCUAAUCUCCAAAUGGCACCUUAAACCUAGGUUGUGGUUGCCACAGUGGAAUGUCUAGGCACCAUUUCUUUUCAAUUGGAUUUAUUAUCAUUAUCAUCGUUUCUAUACCACUUUAUAUUUUAAAUAACAAAUCUCAUAGUUGUUUACAACACAUUAAAUCAUCAAAUAAAAUAAUCCAGAAUAAAGCAAAUUCAAGCUUCAAGGAAGAUAUUUCAGACCCUUCUCUAAGGGAUAUUUUGCUUUGCCCAGUCACCAGCCUGGCAUCCAGAGAUUGUGGUCACAAUUGGACCUGUACCAAUUGCAAAAUGCACCUGGCACAUUUCUAACACUGCCUGAUCCUCUACUCAUGUAUCUGUCUACAACAUAUUCUUAGAGCACAUUUCUAGAAAUGUUUAUUCUCAAGUAAAUUCCACUGUAUUCUGAAAGUUGCAUAGGAUUGCAGCCUGUCAUACCACUGCAGUGUUUUAGUUCAUGAAUCGCUAAGGUGUUGUAAGCAUUUAGAUACUGAAACAUCAGUUCUUGGACCAUUGGAUAUUUGUUACACCUUCAACAUAAACUUUAAAAGUAAAAUGAAAACUGACAGGAAAUGUUAAAUAUCAGCAUAUCGGCAACAUUUGAGCCCAAUAAGUGAGUUGGCAUAAUUCUUGCUUUUCAUAAAACCAUCAGGUACAUUAAAUCAUAUUGAAACUGAAUAACCUUAAUAAACUUAUUGGCUACUUGAUCUGAAGCUUUGUCAAGCUGAAGCUUGCCCCGUGCUAAAAGGCAGAGAAAAAUUUAAAAUAUUUCAUCACAGAGAGCUACAUGAAACACAUAUUACUACAUUAAUUAAAAAUGUAGUUAAUUUAUGAGGAAGUUACUGAAGGUACAUAAUACUUCUGAAGCCAAAACACAUCCAAAAGUUUGGCACACAAUUGGACUAUUACUUUCUUGAAAUAUUUUGCUUGUUUAUUCUUUCCUUGAUUUUAAGUGAACAUCUUAAAAAGAAGAGAGAGACCAAGCAGCUACAAACUGCAAUUCUAGUAGAAUUCUGUGAGAAACAGUUGUUUUUUGAAAACGGUAUCUGAGGUGAUAAAUUAAAAUGUUGCCAUGUAGUCACCAUGUAUUAUCUUUUGAAUUAUUAUAUUUAUUUGAUUUUAAAUCUACCUACUGGUUGCUGCAAGGCUGAUUUAUUCUAGAUUCUGAGAAGUUCAAAUUGUAUAAUAUAAUAAUGAAUAUUUAUAUGUGAACUGGGAACUAAUGUAGCUAGUUAUAUGGGUAUUCCAGUACAAAUCCUCUGCAAAAACACUAUUCUGACAGAAAGGUGGUGUCUGGUGGCUCACUGUAUGAGUGUGAUGUAGAAACCAGCAAAGAUCAUAAUGGGUUAGGUAUUUUAUUUUUUCUUUCGCACCGAACUCCUCUUCUGAAAGUACUUUUGCUUUCAUUAUUUGGGUACAGCACAAAAAAAAACAUACCCUAGGCUCUGUACUAAAAAGACCUGCUUGUACCCAAUGGGGCUUACCGGUAAAUAGGAGUAAUGUACCCAAUGGGGCUUACCGGUAAAUGGGGGGGGGGGGAGGGAGCGUUCUUUCAAUGCUGUUUGUGUUUUCAAAUAAAACCCAGUUAGGUGUUUUAUUUCCCUUCAUAGAGGUAGAUCAUAUGUUAGACAGAGCUACCCCUCACUGUUCUGGCACCUCCAGUUAAAUUAGUUACACAAUUUCUCUAUGCUCCAGUUGAAAUGCAUCUCAUCCAAAUACUGAUGUGACAAAUUAAUCACUUCCCUAGUUUGAAAUAGGUUUGCUUGUUUGCUUGCUUGCUUGCUUGCUUGCUUGCUUGCUUGCUUGAACAAAUAUCUCCCUAAAUAUUGUUUUGUUGUGGUGAAAGUGACUGGAACUCUAAUGCUACUGAGUGAGAAAUGCAAGAAAGUUAGCAUGAACAAUGGGGGGGGGUAUCCAGACUAAGUUGCACUGAGCUCCCAUGGAAAUAAAUACUCAUGAUUAGGCAUGGCUAACUUAAGUCAAAUUGAUUUCAAUGGGAACUGUUUGCAACUAACUUUAGAUCCCACCCAGUGACUGAAUCUGAUUUACGGGUACAGAUUCGUUAUGAAAAUGCUCUGGCCCUCAUCCAGAGAACAGUGAGUCUCAAUUCAAUUCCCCAAAAGUAGAAAUAUCAAAUGUUCAGAUUUAUUGCUGAGUUCCUCUUUUCCUCCCAGUUCUUUCAAUUUACUUGAACUUCUUGUUCCUACUAUUCCACCCACUUUUUCUUGUAUUCCUCCACUUCCCUGAAAGGGUCCUUUUGCUGUUUUGUCUUUUCCUUCCUGACAGUAAGCAAGAUUGACACCUAAUAUUUUACCUUGCCUAUGAGACACAUGCGCCUGUAGUGUGUUUUCAGCCAUUUACUAUUCUCCAUACCAACUAUAAGCAGAAGGAGGCAGAAUUUGUGUGGUGGUUACACACCCAGAAUCAAACUAUGAAAUUCUCAGUUAAAUGAUCUCAGGCAGCCUGGUGGAAAGUCUCAUCUGCCUGAAACCCUGGAGGGCUACUAUCAGCACAGAAUCCGUGGUUGGCAGUAGGGGGUUUGACAGACCAUUGAUAUGUCUUGUUAAGCACCAGUUCCUGUUCAACUGCAACAGACUCUGGCUUUAUGUAAGUGACCUUGCUCCUGUUUCAGGUAUUAAAUUUUUGGGCUGCAGUUCCAUGGAGGUGGUGAAGACUUGUUUUGAUAGAAUUAUGCAGAGCAACCAGUUCUUCUAUGAUUGA
This is a messenger RNA of Podarcis lilfordi (Lilford's wall lizard), 9634 nucleotides long. Lineage: Eukaryota; Metazoa; Chordata; Lepidosauria; Squamata; Lacertidae. The record is from the annotation of a GenBank genome assembly.